GACUCGACGUCCACAUCUCCCCACAUCUCCCUCAGGCCUUCUGCAUCUUUCCCGCCAUUUGCCUGCCGCCCCCCACGAGUCCCGCCCACGUCCAAAGUUGACAUACAGGCGUUUUCAGCAUGGUUGACUGGCAAUCCCCUACAGAAAUUGCGAAAGAUGCCAUGGCAUUCGAUAGGUUGAUGCACGCCCUGCUCGGGUUGUACAUCUGGGAGUUCGUGACGUCCCUCGGCUUCGACUGGGAAUUCAUCACCCGCAAAAAGAAAUUCAGAUGGCCAAUGAUAUUCUACUUCGCUGGUCGCUACUUCCUCAUGUUUGCGCUGAUAGGCAUUGCAAUCGCAUUGAACGUUACACAACCUGUAGACUGUCAGGCGCUGUACACGUACAACCAAGUAUUCGGUAAUGCUUCCAUAGGCCUCGCGAGUAUCAACUUGUCUCUCCGAACGAUGGCAGUCUGGUCGCAGUCCAAGUACAUCGUCAUUCCACUCGUUUGUAUCAUCAUCGGCCAUUGGUCACUACUCCUUCACGGUAUCCUUCUGAAAGCUCAAUGGGUCAAUGGUGCUUGCGUAAUUACCAACACGGAUAAUAAAAUUCUAGCAGCCAGCUUCAUCUAUUCCAUGGCGUUCGACUUUAUCGUUCUUGUCUUGACUGCAUUCAAGCUGGCGGUCCCGGCCAAGAGCGUCAAGCGUUCCAGGUUGAUGACUCUCAUCUUCGGCGACGGUUUGAUUUUCUUUAUCAUUGCCUUCUUGUCCAAUCUCCUAGCUACGAUCUUCAUGCUAGCGAACUUGAACGCGGUGAUGUCCAUCAUCGCCAAUGUACCCGCCGCCAUCGCCUCCACAACUGUCGCUUGCAGGGCUGUUCGUCGUCUUACAAACUACACCUCUCCCGGUGCCGAGGUCUUUGCAUCAACACAACAUUCGACUCUUGCUUUCAGUCGUCGACUGAACACUGCUCCCAACUUCUCUGUGUCCGAUAAGAAGCUUGACGGCGUACAUGUUCAGAUGGAGACUUUCGCUGAGAUCUCGGAUGGCGACCCAUCGGACAAGUCCUUCAUCCAGUACGACGCUGCAGGCAAGAUCGUUACUCCCGAUACGUUUGAUCCAGAAGCCCAAGCUAUCAGUAACGAGUUCAAGAAACCCGGAAACGAUUAUUUCUCUGCCGCCUGAACGGCAUAAAUAGUCUUCAAUGUUAUUGGCCUCUCUUAGUGGUCUGGACUCUUUCAUCAUUCUCGGUUCCUUCGGCAUCUUGUCAUGUUCGGCUUCCCCCAUCCGUGUACAACCAUCCACCAUCCGCUUUCGCGAUAUACUUCAAAACGCAUCUCUGGCUCCUGCAUUCGAUCUCGGCCCUGCCUCAUACAAACACUCUUUAUCCAUAAAUUCAUUCUCUCUCCUUCUCUCUCGGUGUUUCCUCCUUCUUUCAUCCCUCUGUCCUUUGCAUUUUGUCUCGUCGUCGCAAGACCCAAUAUCGCAUUUGUCGUCGCUUUCGCAACUCUCCUAGAUUCUCAUUCAUCUGUUGUGUCCCGUGUCUCGCUCGUUAUCCUGUUUUCAGUCGUUUGUUGUGUUUGCUGCUUCCUGCAUCUUGGUGCGCUACAUGUUCUGACUGGUGGAUGGGGCUUUCUCACCCUCUUCUCCUACCGUC
Somion occarium is the source of this 1635-nucleotide messenger RNA. Lineage: Eukaryota; Fungi; Basidiomycota; Agaricomycetes; Polyporales; Cerrenaceae. The record is from the annotation of a GenBank genome assembly.